AUGCAUUCAACAGUGCCUUUACUUGAGUUUGAUAAACAAGGAGAUAUACAUUUAGUUCAAUCAAAUAAUCAAUCUUCUUCUUCACAUUGUCAAUGUUUACUAUUACGAUAUAUAUUACAUCAAAUAAGUUUAAUAAUUUCAGUAAUUAUUUAUCUUAUACUUGGUGGACUAUUUUUUUCAUACGUGGAAUCUCAAUAUUAUUUAAAGAAAGAUGAUGAACGAAAAGAAAUCAUAAAUGAAACCUAUGAAAAUAUUCGUUUAUAUGCUGUUCAACUAUUAAAUGAACAAUUAAAUGAAAAUUUUGAAAGUGCUUAUCAACAAUGGAGAUGGGAAGAUAAAAUGUUAUCAAAUUAUAUAAUUUUAAAUAUUGAACGAGCAAAUCUCUUAGAUAAUCGAACAACAUUUGAAUUAGAAAACUUAUCAUCACAUUUAGCUUCACGACAUAUUGCUGUAGAUAAAUUUGUUUAUAAAUGGACAUAUUCAACGGCUAUACUUUAUGCAGCUACAUUAGUAACAACAAUUGGUUAUGGAAAUAUUUCACCUAAAACAGCAAUGGGAAAAAUUUUUACAGUUAUUUAUGCUUCAAUUGGCAUUUUAUUAGUUGUUUCAUGGUUAAAACUAGUAGGAGAAUCAUUAGCAUUAUUAGUAUCACAAUAUUAUCGACGUUUACGGCGAUGUUUUCAAUAUACAAAACACAAAAAAAGACAAAUGCGAAAAAAAGUUUAUCAACAUCGCAAAGUACCAUUUUACGUACCAGUAACACUCUUAAUUCUUUAUUUAAUUGCUGGUUCGAUUCUAUUUGCUACUUGGGAAGAUUGGUCAUAUAUUGAUGGUGCUUAUUUUUCAUUUAUAACGUUUACUACAAUUGGUUUUGGAGAUUUAGUACCAGGUGAAAAAACGAUUAGUCAUCGAAAUGGCAGAUCAAUUCUUUGUGCAAUGUAUUUAUUAUUUGGUGUCUUACUUACAGCCAUGAGUUUUUCAUUAAUUCAAGAAGAUAUUAGCCAAAUAAAAACACAAUUUCUUCAACGUCUUGGUAUUGUACAUGUGCCUUUAUCAAUAACAAAAUUAUAA
Messenger RNA from Adineta steineri, 1071 nucleotides. The record is from the annotation of a GenBank genome assembly. NCBI's taxonomy places the organism in Eukaryota, Metazoa, Rotifera, Eurotatoria, Adinetida, Adinetidae.